CGCACCGCAGACACGCGCAAUGGUAACCGGAAGCAUCGAUGAGAGGAAAAUAAAAAUCGAUCAAAACCCUUGUUAUUCUUGAGGGAAACUCUUGUCACCUGCUGUCAUUUCCACAGCGAAGGUUCGCAUCUGGUGGCCCCUAACACUACCACUUUGUCGGAGGGGACGACAGAGAGCAGAAAAACUGUCUCGUUUGACCGAAGUUGCUCGCUAACUGGUUUAGCUGACGUGUGGAGAAGUUGAGACUGCCAGGGACCAGAUAGACAAACACAAACAAGCUGGGAUCAGCUGAGCGCCUGUCCGAACCUAACCAGCUGCGCGGGGAGAUGUCACGGAGAACCGCUUUGCUUUUCUGAGCCCAAGAAUGACCCACGGGAGACGGUGACUUCCACUGAAACUAGCUCCAUGUAGACUGUCAACAGUGUGGCACACAAAAGAAUUUCAGCAACACAACACGAGGAUCAGCCAUAAGCUGUAGAGGAACAUCCACGGCUUGUGUCACUUUGGCCAAACACUACCAGGCUAGCAUGGUCAACCAAUGACUUUGUCCUCCAGUUUUCAUCAGUAACCAAACGAUUAUAUAUUACAUUGCAACAAUACAGAAGUGGGAUCAACAUGGCCCACCAGGCAACCCCUAGUUCCCAGAAGGCCCUGAUGAUGGAGUUGAAGUCCCUGCAGGAGCAGCCGGUGGAGGGCUUCCGUAUCACUCUUGUGCAGGAGUCUGAUCUCUACAACUGGGAAGUGGCCAUAUUUGGGCCUCCAAACACCCUAUAUGAGGGAGGCUACUUUAAGGCUCACAUCAAGUUCCCAGUUGAUUACCCGUACUCCCCACCUACCUUCCGUUUCAUCACCAAGAUGUGGCACCCCAACAUCUAUGAGAACGGUGACGUGUGCAUCUCCAUCCUGCACCCCCCAGUUGAUGAUCCUCAGAGCGGGGAGCUGCCUUCUGAAAGAUGGAAUCCCACCCAGAAUGUCAGAACAAUCCUGCUUAGUGUCAUCUCUCUCCUCAAUGAACCAAACACCUUUUCGCCUGCGAACGUGGACGCUUCUGUCAUGUUUCGCAGAUGGAGGGACAGCAAAGGCAAAGACAAAGAGUAUGCUGAGAUCAUCAGGAAACAGGUGACAUCCACAGCGGCGGACGCAGAACGAGACGGCGUCAAAGUGCCGACCACAUUGGCGGAGUACUGCGUCCAGACCCGGGUUCCUUCCCAGGACAGCAGCUCAGACCUGCUCUAUGAUGACCUUUAUGACGACGACAUGGAGGAGGACGAGGACGAUGACGAUGAGAGCGAAAUGGAGUCCAUCGGCGAAGCUGGAGGCGCCAGCACUGCGGAGGAUGGUGAGACAUCCACCAGAUGUUAUGAUAACCAAGACGACUCCGGCAACGAAGACUCAUGAUGAUCUGGAUAAUAACUGCUCCGUGCCAACUCCCCCUUAUACCCCUGCCUACUUUUGUGUGUAUGUGUGUGUGUGCGCGCGCGUGUGCGUGUGUCUAUACAGUGGGGUCAAUAGUCUACUGCCAAAAAAACUUUUCAUCAUUUAUCAUAUUAUAAUAACUAAGUCAAAUAACGUCCAAUACUUUUUAUGUAAGGUUUCACGAAAAGGUUCAUUGCUGAGUCAGAAUUUUAUAUUUCCACCGUUUGCCUUAAUUCCAGCUUGCACUCUGUUUGGUACAAAUGUUUUGCAGAAAAGAUUCCAGCAUUGCUCAAAAGCAACCCCGGGAGUGGUUUCGAUUUGGAUUAUGUUUUGGAUUAUCUGUUAAAUUAAAAAUUCCCAUUAUUAAACUUUUAAAAAAUACAUUAAAAAAUGUAUUAGCACUCUUGCAGACACUCUCAACAUAUUUGCUCACUGAUGAAGUACACAUUCACAUUCUAAUGAGAUGCAAUACAGGAUACAAAAUGCCAAUUUCAAUCCAUACAGAAUUCACUAAGUGUUAGAUCACCAUUGACUGAUCAUGGCAGGUUUUUAAUGUAUUGACUCAUUAGAUUUUGCAAGUGUACUUCCCAAAGUUAAAACUGACUUAUCGCCUCAAAGUAAUGCCUUCUCUGCUUAGCUUUGAUAAAUGAUGAAAACAUCGAUCCCUGUGGUGUUCUCUUCAACCCCACUGUUUUGUCUUCUUUUGUGUUCAAACACUAUCUGCCAUUUCUCCUUGUCACUUUUGAUGUCCUCCUAAGUAUGUGUGUGUGUGUUGAACAUAUGAAUGAGCAUAUAAAAAUGGAGAAACUGAUGGCAAACACCUAGGCCACGAGGAGGCCGUGCCGGCAGCGUGUCCGUUUGAUGCAAUCAACAAAACUUUGUAAACACAAGCUCUGGCUGUGACAAUGUCUACCGCAGCAUCCAUCACCACUGAUCCCUCAAAGAGGCGAGCAAGUUGAAGACUUUGCCUCCUACACCUCUCUCUGCCUCUUAAACCUCAGGGCCUCUAAAGACUUUGACUGAGAGAGGAAAAAAAAAACGACAAAGAAAAAAAAAACAAGGAACCCACACAAAACUGAUCCGUCACUUCUUGUGUUCUUGCUUCUUUUCUGUCACUGGUGUUUUUAAAAAGGGGCAAAAAGAUGGCUUUGAAAGUAUUCAAUCCCACCGCCGGAAUGUUUACAAUUAUUGAUUUUUAUUGGCUCUGCUGCUUUUUGCUCCCAAAAUCACCAGAAUCCUGACGUUAUAAGAGGCUGCUCACAUGAUGUUCUGAUUGAUGUGAUAAUGUUACAUUUCGUCUUGACACCAGUACUGUGCUGCUUACACCACAUCCAGUCAAUCACCUGUCAAUCAGGACAAACGACAAGAUGCAGCUGGCAUUUGAAUGAAAACGACAUCGUCGCCUGUACGGUGUGUGUGUGUGUGAGAUUGCAUUAACCAGGAGAAGGUCAAGAAUUUUGGUGUUCAUGCUUUGACAGAGCUGGGUGCACACAUCCGUGGAUGGCCCCCCCGUUGAGUGUUUUUUUGCAGUGUGGGACAUUUAAGUUGUGUUUAGAGGCCACAGGAUGUGAUGAAGUUACACUUUUGAAAAACACAAAACAGUAUGUUGUUAGCCAUCAAGUCGACCCACAACACUUCAGACAGAUUAUAUGCCAAGGAAUUAAAAGUACAGAAGAAUAAUUUCAUUUGAAAGUGGAGCAACAAGCUGUUUGAAUUCAUGUUCAUGUGAAACCAAAAGAAGAUUCCUGUUUUGCUUUGGAAACUCACUAAGACAGAAGAAAUCAACUUGGAUUAUGGACAGUUGAUUUCAAUAUACAACAGGAUUUACCUGCCUCACAUGUUCUGGACGCCCCUUUUUUUUGUUUUCUUUUGUGGAAAAGUCACAAUAAGAAAGUCGAUUUGUGCCACCAUCACUUUUUCAGCAGUUUGCCCGCUUCUGUUGUAAAGUGACUACAACAAGAAUGAGCAUAACAUGGAUGUGGAGGAGUAGCCAGUGCUUUACAGUGACAGCUAACCGGCUCUUUACAGUAGUUAAAUCCUCCAUAAAUUUAACAGAAAUGUAUAAAUAUGAGUCAACAGUGCAACCCUCACUGUUGUCCAUAUUUGAUAAGUUUCUGUACUGAACACAGACAGAUUGACACAUGCUUGUCAAUUAUCUUCAUGGGAUUAAGAACAUCUCAAACUACUUCAUUUAUGCUGUUUGGGGGUUGUGAUUUAAUUUACCCCAAGCCAACACGAUGUCACACGGUCACACUUAACAGACUGCAAUAUGUGAGUGUGUCCGCUCCUAUCGAUGUUAAAUGCUGUUAAAUGCCUUUUUCUUUUAUUUUGUUGUCUUUUUGAGGAUGCAAAGUUCUACGGAUGCACCGUGUAAUUGUCGAAUGUUCAAAUUUCUUGCAAGGUAGCUUUUGAGUCGGAAGACUGCAGGUCAUGGAAACUAUAAACAAGUUUUUUUCAGGGGGUUGAGAUAAGGAGGCACAGUUGAUGUGGUGGUAACAUUUUGGAGUUCAUCAAUAAAGCAGUAUGCCAUCCAA
Doryrhamphus excisus (bluestripe pipefish) is the source of this 3950-nucleotide messenger RNA. RefSeq names its product ubiquitin-conjugating enzyme E2R 2 (gene ube2r2). NCBI's taxonomy places the organism in Eukaryota, Metazoa, Chordata, Actinopteri, Syngnathiformes, Syngnathidae. The record is from RefSeq and is a predicted model, not a curated record.